Molecule: messenger RNA, 3432 nt
Organism: Struthio camelus australis
Lineage: Eukaryota; Metazoa; Chordata; Aves; Struthioniformes; Struthionidae
Source: RefSeq, a predicted model, not a curated record
UGAAGUGGAAAGGGAAGGACUUGUUUGAUUUAGUGUGCAGGACGCUGGGACUCCGGGAAACCUGGUUCUUCGGCCUUCAGUACACCAUCAAGGACACAGUGGCUUGGCUCAAAAUGGACAAGAAGGUGCUGGACCAUGACGUUCCCACUGAGGAGCCCGUCACCUUUCACUUCCUGGCCAAGUUUUAUCCUGAAAAUGCAGAGGAGGAGCUGGUCCAGGAGAUCACCCAGCACUUAUUCUUCCUGCAGGUAAAGAAGCAGAUUUUGGAUGAGAAGAUCUACUGCCCUCCCGAGGCUUCGGUGCUGCUGGCCUCCUACGCUGUCCAAGCCAAGUACGGCGACUAUGACCCCAAUGUGCACAAGCGAGGCUUCCUGGCACAGGAGGAGCUGCUGCCAAAGCGGGUGAUAAACCUGUACCAGAUGACUCCGGAGAUGUGGGAGGAGCGAAUAACGGCCUGGUAUGCUGAGCACCGCGGCAGAGCGAGAGAUGAAGCUGAAAUGGAAUAUUUGAAGAUAGCUCAGGACUUGGAGAUGUAUGGAGUGAACUAUUUUGCAAUUAGGAAUAAAAAGGGUACUGAACUGCUGCUUGGAGUCGAUGCCUUAGGUCUUCACAUUUACGACCCAGACAACAGGCUGACCCCCAAAAUCUCCUUCCCGUGGAACGAGAUCCGAAAUAUUUCCUACAGCGAUAAAGAGUUUACGAUUAAGCCGUUGGACAAAAAGAUCGAUGUUUUUAAAUUCAAUUCGUCAAAGCUGCGCGUGAAUAAGCUGAUUCUCCAGCUGUGUAUUGGGAACCACGAUCUCUUCAUGAGGAGGAGAAAGGCAGACUCACUGGAGGUGCAGCAGAUGAAGGCGCAGGCCAGGGAGGAGAAAGCCAGGAAGCAGAUGGAGCGGCAACGCCUGGCCCGAGAGAAGCAAAUGAGGGAAGAGGCUGAGCGGACGAGGGAUGAGCUGGAGAGAAGACUGAUGCAGUUAAAGGAGGAGGCAACAAUGGCCAACGAGGCUCUGAUGAGGUCCGAAGAGACAGCAGACUUGCUGGCUGAGAAGGCCCAGAUCACAGAGGAGGAGGCCAAGCUUCUGGCUCAGAAAGCAGCCGAGGCCGAGCAGGAGAUGCAGCGGAUCAAAGCCACGGCAAUCCGGACGGAGGAGGAGAAACGGCUGAUGGAGCAGAAGGUGCUGGAGGCAGAGAUGUUGGCACUGAAAAUGGCCGAGGAGUCUGAGCGGAGGGCAAAGGAGGCUGAUCAGCUAAAGCAAGACCUCCAGGAGGCUCGAGAGUCUGAGCGGAGAGCGAAGCAGAAGCUCCUGGAGAUCACCAGCAAGUCCUCGUACACGCCCAUGAACUCCAGUACAACAGCACUGCCCACCGACCUUCCAAGCUUCAACCUCAUCAGCGAGAGCCUCUCCUUUGACUUCAAGGAUACAGACAUGAAGAGGCUUUCGAUGGAAAUUGAGAAGGAGAAGGUCGAGUACAUGGAGAAAAGCAAACAUCUGCAGGAGCAACUGAACGAGUUGAAGACAGAGAUCGAGGCGCUGAAGCUGAAGGAGAGAGAGACGGCGCUGGAUAUAUUGCACAAUGAGAACACCAGCCGAGGCAACAGCAAGCACAACACUAUUAAAAAGCCUCAAGCCCAGGGCAGAAGACCUAUCUGCAUUUGAGACUGCCGAGCAGGUUACGCCAAGGUACCCUGUGCGCGGUGGUGGGAUCGCUGGCUGCGGCGCUAACCCGUGCAUGUGCUUGCCCUUGGCCUGCGCUGCGCUUGCCAGCCCCGCGCCGCUCCUCCCAUGCCAUGGCCUUGCGUUUCGCCGGCGCCAGACCCAGCUCCCCGGCACUCAGCACCCUGCCCGACUCUCACUCCAUUGCUGGUGUUCACAGGUCCUUUGCUUUUGCACCUCAUCCUCUGCGCUGGGGAGUGUUGUCUUCGGCGGGAGCUGAGCCGGCAGGCAUGGAUGCUUAAAUAAUGAAACAUGCCUGGUUUUGCUCCGCUGCCAGUGGCUGGAAAGCUAGCGGCUGUACCAGGCGGCCUUUGGAGAUUUCUUUAGUGAAGUAAAGCAGAGCCUUCCCCCUUGUUGGCUGCAGAAGGAAAGUCAGGAUUUAGAAAAGCAAAAGCGAUGGCAUCAAGCCUCCAUCUCUCGCUGCUGCUGCUAAAACUGCCGUAAUCUAGAAAUCGGCACUUCUGUCUCAGAGCAGGGCAGCGUGUGGGUGUAAGACCAGCCUUUGCUCGUGGGUGAAGUAGCAGAGGCAGGUAAAGCAGACGGCUGAGGAUAGCCAGCGUCCGCAGGGGUUUCUGAGGAGAGACUGCAGCUGGGGUGGUCUGGGGAGCAGGUGCUGGGUGUUUCCCACGGCCACAGGUGCCCGUCCCCAGCUCUGGGUUCUCCACUCGUGCCCACAGCCCUGAAGAGCUGUGGCCAUUGGAAGCGGAGAAGGUUUCCCCCAUGUCCCUGGGCGCUGAAUUAGUCCCUAUUCCUGGGCUCGCAGGCACCGGCCCCUUUUUAAAUGACUCAAAUCACUGCACUUCAGCCAGGUCCUUGCGGGAGACGGUUUCCCAAUUUGAGUGUUGGCUGAGGAAGUGCCUGCUCGAACGCUCCGGCGGCGCCGGCCUUGGAAAGCGGUAGCGUCUGUGUGCGGGAAGGGGAGCAGACAGACGCGACGCAGCUGGACUCGUCAGCUUGGCAGGGACACGUUCGCGAAGCUCUUUCCAAAGUUGCCUUCAUCCCAAGGGUAGCUUGUGCUGGGCUUCGCUGCGAAGCUCUGCUCCUUUCCCUGAGUCGCCUGGUGGUUUCGGCUCUGUUAACACCAUGUCUGUCCUUUCCAGAAACUGCUUUUCCUCAAAGGUUUUGGCCUUGUUUCAUGUGUCCAGGUGCAUGCGGAGAAGUGACUUGCGUGCCUCUAGGGAAGAUGGGGUUGGGGAAGGGUUGGGUUUUUGGUUUUGGUUUUGUUUGUUUGGGGGGGUUUUUUUGCUCUCGAUUGCAGCCACAUGGCGAGCGCUGCUGGGUGACCGCAGGGCUUUGGUGCCUGCCUUUGAAGACACCUGCUAAGUUUUUCAGUUUUAAUUACAUUUUUAACGUGCUAACCCUUUUUUUAUGGAUUGCCUCCUCCAGCAGCCUUGCCGACGCGGGCUGGCUCAGCGCCUCUGGACGGCUCAGCUUCAGCAGGGUUUGCUGCUCACCCUGCAGUAAAAUAGGAAAAAAAGCCCAUUUUGUCCUCAUGUCCUCUGGUGGAAACCUUCUCUUGAGAUGGGCUGCUGCUCACAGAUGUGAACGCAAGCAGGCCUUUCAUUCCCCUUGCUUUCUUCUCGCCCCGUCAUGCUUAUUAACUGGGAUUUAAGCCCUUUGAAGGAUCCCGGCACAGAGCAAACCUCCUGUUCCCAGACAGGCAGCUUCGUCCUUGCCCAGUGCCCUGCUCCUUCGCUAAAUGCGCCCCAUCUUUCCAGCU